Paramormyrops kingsleyae is the source of this 482-nucleotide messenger RNA. NCBI's taxonomy places the organism in Eukaryota, Metazoa, Chordata, Actinopteri, Osteoglossiformes, Mormyridae. The record is from RefSeq and is a predicted model, not a curated record.
AUUACCAGUCAUGGUGUGGAUCCACGGAGGCGGAUUUGUGUUAGCUGGAGCGUCCGUGUUUGAUGGCUCUGCCCUGGCCGCCUACCAGAACGUGGUGGUGGUCCUCAUCCAGUAUCGUCUGGGACUUCUUGGUUUCUUCAGCACGGGGGAUGAACAUGCCCCAGGAAACAUCGGACUUCUCGACCAGGUGGCUGCGCUGCAGUGGGUCCAGGAGAAUAUCCAGAGUUUUGGGGGAGACCCCAAAUCUGUGACCAUCUUUGGAGAGUCAGCGGGUGGUGUUAGUGUGUCCCUGCAGGUGGGAAUCUCGAACACAGUCGCUUUGUGUGUACUUGGACAGUCAUGUAAUUAAGCUGUGUUCAAAUGCCCAUAUGCUCACAGCACAGUGACAGGUUGGGGCACAGUGCGGUCAGCAUAUGGGCAUUUCAACCCCCCCGCGUGGUGGCUAAGCAGCUGGAAAACAGAUGGGUGGGCACACAUAUAUA